Salvia splendens (bonfire salvia) is the source of this 1831-nucleotide messenger RNA. RefSeq names its product protein LATERAL ROOT PRIMORDIUM 1. Lineage: Eukaryota; Viridiplantae; Streptophyta; Magnoliopsida; Lamiales; Lamiaceae. The record is from RefSeq and is a predicted model, not a curated record. The coding region runs from base 676 to 1665 and encodes 329 amino acids. Gene Ontology annotation, molecular function: DNA binding; DNA-binding transcription factor activity. The transcript is spliced from 3 exons. Gene Ontology annotation, cellular component: nucleus. Gene Ontology annotation, biological process: positive regulation of DNA-templated transcription.
GUCUUCAAGAACCUAUACACCUACAAAACUAAAAAGUCAUCAUCUCUCUCUAAAUAAACACACACACACACACACACUCACUUUUCCUUUCGUUAGUGCACCCUCUCUCCAAUAAUCACUACCCAAAAUCCACCCCAGCCCAGAGCUCCAGCUGAUUCAAUUCUUCAUUUUCUAGAUAAGAGAUUGGCUAUGGAAUCCAAUAGUUGCAGAUCAACUAUACUCUACUUACUCUCUGUAUACAGGUUGGGAGCACUGGCAUGAGAAGCGCUACAGCAGCGAAAAGUUUUCAACUACAAAAGCCAAACUAAAAGAGACAGCUUCAGCAGUAAGUCGCAGUAAUAUCAUGCUGUAGAAGCUGUGCCUCAAACAACUUAAACAACCACCUCCUCUCCUUAUUUCUCUCCCUGUCUUUAAAAUCUUCUCUUUCUCUCUGCUCUAAAGAAUUUCAGUGACCCCACUCUUUCUAAAUCACAUCUCUUCUCUCUCAGAUCUUUUUCAACAUUUACAUACACCAAAAACCCCAAUUUUGUAUUACCAAUAAACGUGGCUACGGCUCGGCGGCUGCAGUCGGAUUCCGGCGCCUUCGCCGAUUGGGUGGCGUCCUCUUCCGCCUCCGCCGGAGACCUCUCCCUAGGUUUCAAUGCGGAGCCCGCCGCCCCUGCCGCCGCCGCCGGAAUGUGGCCCUCCGCCGCCACGCGCCUCCCCCCGGAGUUCUUCUUCGUCGCGCCCGCUUCUUCCUUCCACCACCACCCCAACCCCGAGUCCGCGAUCAAUUUCGACCCCCAUUCGCUCAAUCCCUCCAAUGCCAUCGGCGUCGGCGUGAUCCCCCUCCUCACCGCCGUCGGCAGCGGCGGCGGCGACACGGCGGAUGAGGAUUUGUUCAACCGCAGCCGUGGAGGAGGAGGAGGCGGCGGCGGGAUGCAAUUGUGGCAGCAUCAUCAGCAGGGACAGAAUUCGUCAGCUUAUUUGAUCAAACCUAUGGCUCUCGAGCACCCCAAUCUCCUCCCAAGCAGCGGUGGUGGAGGUGCGACUUCUUCCUCCUCCGCCUGCCAAGACUGCGGCAACCAAGCGAAGAAAGACUGCCAACAUAGAAGGUGUCGAACCUGCUGCAAAAGUAGAGGCUACGACUGCACCACCCACUUCAAAAGCACCUGGGUCCCCGCCGCCCGCCGCCGCGAGCGCCAGCUCCUCGCCACCGCCGGCUCCUCCCAGUCCACCUCCGGCACCAAGAAGCCCCGCCUCGGCGCCGCCUCCCAGACCACCACCGCCUCCCACACCUCCACCUCCAACACCAAUCAGGCCCGGAGCUUCGACACCACCUCCAGCCAUCAAGAUGCGGGGAUGAAGGAGUCGCUGCCGGGGCAGGUGCGGGCGCCGGCGGUGUUCAAGUGCGUGAGAGUGACGGCGGUGGACGACGGCGAGGAUGAAUACGCUUAUCAAGCGGUGGUGAAGAUAGGCGGGCAUGUGUUCAAAGGGUUUCUAUAUGAUCAAGGAGUUGAAGGGAGAGAGGGGCUCCCAAAUCUAUCUGAAUUGCAUUUGGGAGGCGGCAAUGGGGACUCAUCAUCGCCGCCGGUGAAUCUCGAUCAUCAUGCUUCUAAUAUAUACGGCGGCGCAUCGGGUGGCGGGUUUCUUGGUGGAUCCAAUUAUGGUAACCCGAUCAACUGAUUUUCUUACCAUUGUUGUUGGUAACUCAAUAAAAUGUAGGGUUAUUAACUUAUUAGUGUUUCAAUACACAAAUUUUACUUAUGAUUUUGCAUUAUAUAUGAACUUUGAGUGAAAGCUGUGAAUAAGCAAAUGGAGUAUAUUGUUACUAAUUUUUCUUUUAAUUGAA